UGAUGAAGUAAUUGACAUGUAUCUGUAAAGCGAAUAUCCGAGAAAACAAAGGAGUCGCCAUUUUUGACGCUUCUACCAGUCGCAGGCGAGUUGAAAGCCAAAAACAGCGACGACGAUUCUCAAACCCAUUUCAAACCCCCAAAAUUGGUUGUAAUCGUUUAAUAAAACCCUUUCCGAUAUCUAUAUAUUGAUCCCCAGAUGUGUUAAAGCAUAUGAUUAUAUCUGAUAAAUUCUGAAAAUUCAAUACUAGUCCGCUUUCAGUCUCUUGGAAUUUCUCUUCUAUUAGAUUUCCAGAAGAUGAAACUGAGCCUGGUUUCGAUAUUAGGGUUUGGAUUGAUUCUUUUAUUAGCUCUGAAUCAGUAUGUACAAGCAGCUCCUGCUUCUGGAUCGUCUAAGGAAGCGUAUGUAACUCUUUUAUACGGAGAUGAAUUCUUGCUUGGAGUUCGUGUUCUCGGGAAGUCAAUUCGGGAUACCAGAACCUCAAGAGACAUGGUCGUUUUGGUCUCUGAUGGCGUUUCAAACUACGCCAAGAAGCUCCUAAAGGCCGAUGGCUGGAUUGUGACGCCGAUCAGUCUAUUGCAGAACCCUAAUCAAGUGCGACCAACUCGGUUUUGGGGCGUGUACACAAAACUGAAGAUAUUCAACAUGACUGAUUAUAAGAAAGUGGUUUACCUUGAUGCUGAUACAAUCGUGGUUAAAAACAUCGAUGAUUUAUUCAAAUGUGGAAAAUUUUGUGCCAACUUAAAGCAUUCUGAGAGGCUAAACUCUGGUGUUAUGGUAGUCGAACCAUCUGCACAGCUUUUCAAUGACAUGGUGAGCAAAGUGACCACAUUGUAUUCUUAUACUGGAGGUGACCAGGGUUUUCUUAACACCUAUUAUGCUGGAUUUGCGAGUGCACGUGUCUUUGACCCUGAAAUUUCUCAAGAAGUGGUCAACUCUAAACCAGUUCCAGAGAUGGAGAGACUUUCAACUCUCUAUAAUGCAGAUGUUGGACUUUACAUGCUUGCUAACAAGUGGAUGGUAGAUGAGAAAGAACUCCGUGUUAUUCACUAUACACUCGGCCCUCUUAAACCCUGGGACUGGUGGACUUCUUGGCUUUUAAAGCCCGUGGACGUGUGGCAGGAUAUUAGAGAAGAACUAGAGGAAAGUCUUCCAGGAACUAAAGGAGGCAGAAAUCCACACGAUGAAUUUCUAGUGAAAUUCUUGUUCUUACUUCCAUUAUUCACUUUACUUUUCUGUUACUACCGAUCUUUUCUUCAGACACGUUCUAUAUGUGAUCAUGCAAGACACAUAUACUACAAAUUUAGAUCUGGUGGCUCUCUUUCAUAUUCUGCAGUAUCUUCAUCUACCAUCAAUUCAAGUCAACAGUUUUCAAAUGGUACACAUGGAAAGGUGCCAGCUUUUCUUGGUGGGGUGUCUGUUUUCUUCUGUUUCAUAGCUGCAAUGGUGGCUCUUGGAAUUGGUUUUUCAGUUAUACCUAGACAAGUAAAGCCAUGGACUGGGUUGCUGUUGAUGUAUGAGUGGACUUUCACAAUCUUUUUUCUGCUUUUUGGUGGCUAUUUACAUUUAAUUUAUAAAUGGGGGAAAAUGGUAGCAACUCAAGGAGCAUCUUCUCGACCCGAUUAUGAUUCUGAAAAGGGUCAUCAGCGACAGGUGUCGUGUGAUGUGGCGACAUGGUAUUAUGGGCUUGGAAUGGCAUUUUUAGCCAUUGCUACCCCUGCAGUUCCUGUUUUUUUGGGGAUUACAGCUUUGUUUGCAAGGUUAGGUUUAAUGGUGGCAGGAGGUCUAAUAUUUGCAUCUUUUAUGACAUAUGCGGCUGAGCACCUUGGUAUUAAGUCGUUUGUUCGAGGGCUUGAAGAUAGGGACACAUCAAGGACAAGGAACUCAUGUUUCUUAUGCUAAUUAGAUUCUGAAACAAAAUUGUAAGUUAUUGACAGUUGUUAUGAAUCUGUCAUAUGUAAUAUUGUGUCACAAACAUGUAUCAUGCUAAGUACUUGUAUUGGUUAUCAAACAAAAAUUUGAUAAUUUUAUCCGUUGGAAAUAGUUUUUAGCUUA
Molecule: messenger RNA, 2055 nt
Organism: Lactuca sativa (garden lettuce)
Lineage: Eukaryota; Viridiplantae; Streptophyta; Magnoliopsida; Asterales; Asteraceae
Product: inositol phosphorylceramide glucuronosyltransferase 1
Molecular function (GO): glycosyltransferase activity
Source: RefSeq, a predicted model, not a curated record